UUGAUUUCAUAAUCGUCCGAUGACUUAGAUGUGUUGAAAACAGUGGACUCUGUACAAAGUUGAAUCAUUUUCAUGAUUGCUGAAGGACCACUCUAUUGUCAUAGUUAUUUAAUUACAACAAUAACUUAUAUUAUGAGCAAUUAAUUAUUUAAGGAAAUUGAAAUACGUUUAUUUGUUUAUUGAAUGGAUAAAUUCAUUGUUAACAUGGAUUUUUCAGUUUUAAUUUUUAUCUGUUUCCUGUUCGCAUCUCAAACUUUGGCUUUCUUGGAUAAACCUGACCCGGGCGUAUAUAACCCUCAAUGUGUGUGGUAUGGUGAGUGUGGACCCGGCUAUAACCAAGGUAAACUGAACUGUCCGGUAAAUAGCACAACAGCUGCACCACAGAAACUGAUAGAUGCCGAUGGAUUGCGGAUACUGAAAACUUACUGCCCAAACCUGUACCAUGGAGACAACAAUAGUUAUACUUGUUGUUCUGGCGAUCAGCUCCGUACAUUUGAAAGAAACCUCGCGCUACCUGAACAACUCCUUUCACCAUGUCCAGCAUGCUACUUCAAUUUUCUCGACUCUAUCUGUCAAGUAACAUGCUCCCCAAAACAGAGUGAAUUCAUGCAGGCGAAUUCAAAGUAUCCGAAGCCUGGCCCGUCAGUCGAGGGUAUAGUUGGUGUAGAUGUUGUCCUCACACCAAUAUAUGCACAGGGUUUGUUCGAUUCAUGUAAAGAUGUUCAGAUGCCAAGUGCGAACGAUAAGGCAUUAUCUGUAUUUUGCGGUAGACAAGCUAAAGACUGCAGCCCAUUUGUUUGGUUAAACUACAUGGGUAAUACAGGAAAUGGGCGCGCACCUUUCACUAUAAAUUACAUCAAUAGCAGCACACCAUGGCCUUCUCCGGGAGGUCAAACUCUUAAGCCAUUCAACGAACAGACCAAACGAUGUAACGAGACUGUCACUGGUAGCAAUGACAACAUUGGAAAGGCCAAAUGUACAUGUAAGGACUGUGCUUUAGAGAAGUGUGCCCCUCCUCCAAAACCAGAUGCUGAAGGCCGAAAGAAAUUCUUUGAUUCUGUGUUUGGGAAAGAUAUGUACCGUCAAGCAGAAAUAGUUGUAGAGCGAGCAGACAGUCAGGAGCCCAUUAAACAUUAUGAACCACCGCCCUCUAUUCAAGCAAUAAACUUCACGUCAAUGUAUGAUAAAGAGUUCAUGAAACAGGUCCUUAAGCUUCAACAAGAUAUAUCGAGAUUGCAAGCUACAGGACCAACAAAGACUGUAGCUCUUGAUGACGUGUGUAUCAAGGAAAAUGGAACUUGUAUAAUAGAGAGUCCCCUGCAAUACUACCAGAACAGUGAGCCAAACCUUGACAGAAUAAAAUAUGAUGAGUUUCAUAUUUUUGAACUUGACGAUUAUCUUGACCAUUUUCUACAAUGUGCAAGCUAUGAGGGUGAUAGAUCGUCCUCAAACUGGUCCUGUAUAUCAGUGUUUGGAAACAAGACUUUUCCAUAUGUCAUACUUCAAGGUUACAAUGCAACUACACGAAACUUUGAGAAGGCCAACUCUUUUGUGAUUACAUUUAUCCUCAGAGUCACUCCAGGACAGGAUAACAUUGAUGUGCAGGCCUGGGAAAAUGCAUUUGUAAAAUAUAUGAAGACCUAUCAGAAUCCUAACAUGACACUUUCUUAUUCGCCACAAAAUGAGGUUACACAACAAUUUGAUUCGGUUGUACCACCAGAAGAUAUGUCUGAUCCGGGUUACAAUGUGAUUGAUGAUGAACCGGAACAUGAUUCGGGUUACAAUGUGAUUGAUGAUGAACCGGAAGAAGAACUUGGAGAGCUUGAUGGGGAGUGUGUCUGGUAUGGGCAAUGUGGUGAAGGCUGGAACCAAGGAGCACUGAACUGCUUUGCUACCAAUAAAACCAAAAAUUCUCCACUUUUGAAUGACACUGAGGGACUUAGAAUUCUGAAACGCUACUGUCCUGGAUUAUACAAUGGUGACAAAAACACUCGAACCUGUUGCGAUACCGCUCAAUUAAAAACCAUGGAAGAAAAUCUUGCUCUGCCAGAUCAGUUACUACAACGGUGUCCAGCGUGUUACAGUAACUUCCUCAAUGAAAUAUGUCAAAUGACCUGUAGUCCAGUCCAGAGCCGGUUCAUUUAUGCAAAUAUUGACGCUAAGUGCCCUAACGGUUCAGCCGGUCCUUGUGAUGGUAUCCCUUCAAUUAAUUACGUGAUGACAAAUAAAUACGCCAACACAUUAUAUGAUUCCUGUAAAGAUGUUCAGAUGCCCAGUGCAAAUGACAAAGCUAUGUCUGUGUUUUGUGGACGAAAUGCCAGAGACUGCAGUCCUAAGAUUUGGCUUUCGUACAUGGGAAAUACAGGAAACGGGAGAGCUCCAUUUCCAAUCACUUACAAUUACACAGACACCUCAAUGGUGAAUCCAUUCACUAAUGAAACUAUGUAUCCCCUGAACUACACAAAUUUACAAUGCAACUUAACAUAUUCUAAUACAACUGAUAAAUGCUCAUGUCAGGACUGCCAGUCAAGCUGUGCUGCUGUUCCACCACCACCUGCGCAGAAAAAGCCAUUCACGAUUAUUGGUAUCGAUGGAUCUUCCUUCAUCGUGGCAUGUGUAUUUAUAGCUUUUGUGAUUUUCUUUGGGACAUAUGUUAUCUGCUUUAACAUUAUUAAGAAGGACUCACUUAAUAUUGGCAACAGGGACAAUUGCAGUUUUGAGAACAUUUCCACUGCCGGAAGUCAGCAAAAUCUUAUAAACCGCCAAAUAUCCCCAGCGGAAAUAGGCACUCUAGAAAAACUAGGAUUACGUGUUGAAGAGAUUUUGACAGCAGGCUUUACAUCAUGGGGUAGAUUAUGUGCCAGAAAUCCACUGAUUGUUUUACUUGUGACAAUCAUUAUAUUUGGUUCACUUGCGGGAGGAAUCGCCAGGUAUAACGUAACCACUGAUCCUGUCAAAUUGUGGUCUUCGCCAGAAAGCACUGCAAGGACAGAGAAAGCAUACUUUGAUCAACAUUUUGGACCGUUUUACCGAACCGAACAGUUAAUCAUUACACGACCAGACAAGACAAAGAUCGUACAUCCAUAUCCUCCACCUUCCAUCAAUUCGAUUACCUUCAGCUCCAUGUUUGAAAAAGAAUUUAUGCAUCAGGUUCUAGACCUUCAGACACAAGUGGAGGAGCUCACUGCAAAGUUUGAUAACGAGACGGUGACACUGGAAGAUAUCUGUUUUAAACCUCUCAGUCCGGACAACAAUAACUGUACCAUUGAAAGCGUCUUACAGUUCUGGCAGAAUAACCGCACAAAUCUCGACAAAGAGGUCUGGGAUGAGUAUCAUAUAUAUGAUCUGGCUGAUCAUUUUGACCACUUCCUGAAAUGUGCACAGUCUCCAACAUCAGUGUCGGACAAUACUCGACUAAAUAUGCCCUGUCUUGCUGUAUAUGGAGGACCAGCGUUCCCUUGGGUUGUUCUAGGAGGCUAUGAUGAAAAAAAUUACCAGAAUGCAACAGCGUUUGUGAUAACUUUUGUCGUAAAUAAUCAUGUAAACAAGGAGGACAACAGAAAGGCGGAGGCAUGGGAGGCGGAGUUUAUAAAGUUUAUCAAAAGUUACAAAAAUCCAAACAUGACAAUAUCUUUCUCCUCAGAGCGAUCAAUUGAGGAUGAGCUAGACCGUGAAAGCCGAUCAGACGUAUGGACGAUUGUUCUCAGUUACUUGAUCAUGUUUGGGUAUAUAACUAUAGCGCUCGGGCAAUUCCAUGGCUUAGAUACAAUUUUGAUUGAUUCAAAAGUCACAUUAGGACUAAGUGGUGUAACAAUUGUUUUGUUAUCAGUGGCAUCGUCAGUUGGUUUCUAUAGUUACUGUGGCGUCCCAAUGACCUUGAUCAUCAUUGAGGUCGUACCUUUCCUGGUACUGGCAGUUGGUGUAGAUAAUAUAUUUAUUCUCGUGCAAACAUAUCAGAGAGACACACGAAAGACAGGGGAAACAUUAGAGGACCAAGUUGGACGGGUUCUCGGUAUAGUAGGACCCAGCAUGCUUCUUACCAGUUUCUCCGAAUCCAUAGCUUUUUUCCUUGGUGCAUGGACAGAUAUGCCGGCUGUGAGAGAAUUUGCCCUGUAUGCUGCAAUGGCCGUCUUCUUUGACUUUGUUCUACAAAUCACAUGUUUUGUCAGCCUAAUGACAAUAGAUGCUAAAAGACAAGAGGCAAACCAUUUUGAUAUAUGUUGUUGUAUUAAAAUACCAAAGAAGGAAAAACAAGAAAAACAGGAGGGAUAUCUUUAUUGGCUUGUCAAUAAUUACUACUCUCAUGCUAUCCUUACUGAAUGGGUUCGACCUAUUGUUAUUGUUAUAUUUGUUGGAUGGUUUUUAGCAAGUGUAGCGUUUGCCUGUCAUUUGACUAUAGGAUUAGACCAAGCUCUUUCCAUGCCUACAGAUUCAUAUGUAUUGGAUUAUUUUCAUAACCUGUCAGCUUACCUGUCUGUAGGUGCACCAGUGUAUUUUGUAGUUCCUGCAGGGCAUAAUUAUUUGAGUAAAAGUGGUCAAAAUGCACUAUGUGGAGGAAAGGGCUGUCCACAAGAUUCAUUGAUUGGUCAAUUAUUUAGACAGUCUCAGUUAGCUAAUUACUCAACUAUUGCACAACCAGCCUCAUCUUGGAUUGAUGACUAUUUUGAUUGGAUAAACUCAGCAGGGAAUCCUCCAUGUUGUAGAUUAUAUGACAAUGGCACAUUCUGUCCAGCCACUUCUCCUGACAAUUGCACGGCAUGCCCGUUCCAGCCGCAGGUGGGAGGCAGACCGUCGUCACAUGACUUCAUGCAUUAUUUACCAAUGUUCCUCGUAGAUAACCCAGGUCUGAAAUGUGCAAAAGGAGGACAUGCAGCGUAUGGAGCUGGUGUUAAUCUUAUAAAGAAUAAAACAGAAGUGGGAGCCACAUAUUUUAUGACAUAUCAUACACCAAUGAAAACAUCUAGUGACUAUAUCAAGGGUUUGAAAGAGGCUCGUAUUAUUUCUAAGAAUAUUUCAAAGGCGAUAGGUGCAAAAUCAGAAGAGGAAGAAGUCUUUGCUUAUAGUGUAUUUUAUGUAUUCUACGAACAAUAUCUAACCAUCGUGCAUAACACUGUGAAGAACAUUGGGAUAUGUAUGGCCGCCAUCUUUGUUGCGACAUUUAUUCUGCUUGGAUUUGACCUGGUGACGGCAAUCGUUGUGUUUAUAACAAUAAUGAUGAUAAUUGUUGAUAUAAUGGGAAUGAUGUACCUGUGGGACAUAACCUUAAACGCUCUUUCACUCGUAAACUUGGUUAUGGCUAUAGGUAUAUCCGUGGAGUUCUGCUCACAUAUAGCUCGUGCAUUCGCUGUCAGUAUACAACCAGAUAAAGUACAGAGAGCUAAAGAUGCCCUCGCACAUAUGGGUAGCUCGGUAUUGAGUGGUAUAACAUUGACAAAAUUAGGAGGUAUAAUUGUGCUAGGGUUUGCCAAGUCGCAGUUGUUUCAGGUGUUUUAUUUCCGCAUGUAUCUCGGAAUGGUAGUGUUUGGUGCUUCCCAUGGACUUAUUUUCUUGCCAGUAUUACUUAGCUAUAUAGGUCCUAGUAUAAAUAAAGCAAAACUGUAUCAACACCAGCAAAAGGAGUUAAAAGAACAGUCACGAAAGAUCAAUUAUCAUAAUGACAGUGGUGACACAGGUGUCCGCGAACAUUAUCAUCGUACAGAUCAUGAUCAACCACCCGAGUAUUCUCAUUUAUAGAUAAAUAAUAAACACAUAUACAGUGAAAUCUGCUCGUAAAGAUGUACACACGUGUGGAACAUGUUUAUGCAACUAUUUUCUACAAAAUAUUGAGCAUUUUUGUUGGAAAUAAUAAUGAUAACAAGAAGAACAACAUAACCGACAUUGUGUACUGUGUUAAACAAAGUGCUGAGAUUAAUUUGACCGAGGUCGGUCAUGUAUGAGGAGUAAAUACUAUAACCUUAGAAAUAAUUCCUUCGCAAUUUUUUUUUUUCAGUUUAAACAUGUUGGCAUUUUAUUCCCAGGCUCUUUUUCUUGAUAGGCAUUUUUGGGGGUAUUUUGAUUGUAUUAUCUAUUAAAAAUUUUAAGUUAACUAAAUUCUUUAUAUUAUGCUGAAAUUUUUGUGUUUUGCUGACAUUUUUGCAGAAUUAACUCUUUAACUUGCGCAAAGUUAUUUUAAUGAAAAAAAUAAAAAUAGAAACAAAAGUUCUCCAGAGGUAUCAUAGUAAUUUGGUCUUUAGAAAUUUAUGUGUGAAAAGAAAGACGCAUAUACAGGAAAUCUUUGGGCUCCAUCAAAUCUAAUGACAGCUAAAUGCUGUUCUGUAGAGAUUUGUAUGAGAAUGCUUUGAUUCAUUUAAAUGUUUGUAAGUCAUUGAAAGAUUGGUUUUAUUUGUCCACUUUUGCUAUAUACACUAGGGAAAAUGUGUUUAGAAACUACCGGUAUAUUACAAUGAACCGGUGGUAAAUUUAAAUCUGUUUCAUAUAUAUCCAAAUCUAGAAAGAGAUUAUUCUCCAUUUUUUUAUGUUGACCUUAUUGUUAGUGGUUGUAACCUCAGAUAUAAUGUAUUGUAUAACAAGACAAGCAACAACCAACUAGAUUAGCUGUCUUCUGUGUUGUGUCCAUUAGACAAUCCGUCUAUCAUUAAUUGUAGUGUUUGAAUCAUAUAUUAAUGUCAUUUUGUUAAAAAUCACAUUGAUAAAUCUUCAGAACAUUAUAUUCAGACCAUUAGAAUAGGAAUGGACUGCUAAAAACUUACACCAUUUGGUGUAUAUUUCUCUAAUUAGCAUUGUUACUUACAGACAAGAAUGAGAACUUUUUAUGUUGAUCAACAAACCUUCCACAUUGUAAAAUCACAGCAUGUGUGUCUGAUUAGACGAAAAAAACUUAUUGCUGCACUAAUCUCCAGUUAAUUGUCCUGUUAUAUUAUGUGCCAGACGAAACAUAGAAAUGUUCCCUGUGUUGUGUGUAAUUUCAUUGAAAUUGUGAUAUUUUAUAUAUGUUAUUGCCUUUGAUUAGGUGAAAGAAUUUAUAGUGUUCUGUUGUUGUGCUACUGUGUUAAAGUGAAAUGAAAAUUAUUGUUUGUUUCAUAAUUUUGGAUAAUUAUUACACACUCAGUUUGUUUUGUUUUGUUGUCUCUUUUUCGAAGAUCAUGUUUUGUAGAAAUAAUUUGAUGAAAGACUUGUUCUCUGUACUGGAAAGCUAAACAUGUUUAGAAUAAAGAGUAAGAUGAUAAACUAGUCAAACUGUUUGAAGAAUAUUUGAAAAUAAUUAUUCAGUUAUUAUUCCAUCUUAUUAUAAAUAGUCUGCCUGCUUAGUUCAAGAGGGAGAUCAAUUUUGUAAGAGAUCAGGUUUGUAGUCUCGGGGUGGCUGGUUUGAUCCUACAGCGUGGCAAAAUUUCUCUCUGACAAUUGAUCUCAGACUUUAUAAGUCUUAUUAUCAUUUGUCUCCACCCCUGAUUCAGAAAAUCAUGUGGAAUAAAUAGUCAUUUUGGAGAAAUUGGUUAUUACUGGUUAGUUAUUAAAAAAAAAACAGUUUAAUGGAUCAACCAUCCAGAUUUGAUUAAAGAAUGUAAUAAUGCAGCAUAAAAAAGAAAACGAGUUUGUUAUUAUAAAUGAUUUCAGAUGCAAACAAAUCGUAAAUCGGAUUUUUUGUGUGUGUGUAAAAUGUCUUUUUCUUGAAUGAGUGGAAAAGGUAUUUUUGAGAAAGACAGACAGACAUUCACAUUCAUUUUGUACAGUUUUUGUCAUCCAAACAUAAGGUACAAGAUUAUAUUUUGAGAAAUUUAAUUGAAGUCAAGACGCUCAUGUAUUUAUGUUAUAAUUAAUAAAGGGAAAAUUUAUGUGCAAAUUUUUACAGCCCUGCCAUGAUCUUUUGUUUUUGUUGUGUAUGUUUAUAUGUCUGUCUGUGGGCAAAUUUAACCUCGGCAAUAACAUCUCUAUCUUAAAAUACUUAUAUAGCUUUCCAAUUUUGACACAAAAAAACCUACUAACACAUUAUUUAAAUAUGACCUAGAUUUCUCAUUCCUAUAUGACCUUGACCUUCAAGGUUAAAUUUUCUAAAUUUGACCUUGACCUUCAAUGUUAAUUUUUAAAAUUCCUCUCAUCUUUGUUUAUUUGUUCACAGAUUAUAGUCCGGGAGGGUUGGGAAAGUAGGGAGGAGGAUGCUUUUGUGUUUGUGUUUAAAUUAAAGCCACAUUUCGCAAUUACUAUAAAAAAUUGCAUUUUUAUAAUGUAUGAACAUUAUUGCUCAUUGUAUGUUUUUGUUUAUUUUUUGUUUUUUUUGUUGUUUGAAUUCAAUGAACCAUUUUGAAUGAUGAAUUAAUAUUGUAAACUUAUGUAUAUUAUUAAAAUUUAUAUAAAGUACAAAUUGAUGAAAAAAAAAUGCGAAUAAACACUAAAAGAAACCCAUUAGCUAUUUUUAUCAUUUAUUGUUCAAAAAAUGUGUUAUUUUGAUAUUGUUGCACAUCUUAGCUUAACAAUUUGAAGAACAUGGAUAGCAAUUGUACUUACUCAGGAGUCUGUGUCUUGUUUUGGUUAAGUUUUUGCUGCAAGUUGGUAUUACAAAAAUUAUUAACUGGAAUAGGUUUAAACUUCACAGACUUAUUUGAGAGCAUAUUAGGAUGUCACUGUCUAAGGCUAACAAAUUUGUCAACGUGGAUUUUGACAGACUUAUGGCCCUUUUUUGAACUUGGAAAAUUUUAUAUAAUACAGGCUGUUAUUUUAUUAUCAAGCACUGAGAAUAGUGGAGCAAGCUGUCUUACCAACAUCUCUUGUUUCUACGCUUAUUACAUAUACAUAAUUGUGAUGUUUCUUUCUUGUAUAAUGUAAAAAAUACAAGUUUUAUACCUCGCCACAUGUAAAACAUAAUUUUUUUAUGGUCAACAGAUUUUUGUAACUUCCUGUUAAUUAUUGUAAAAAAAAACUUUAAAAGGUCAAAAUUAUUUUUUUGGUUUUAUUGCAAUAUCCAGUUUCUUGUGUAUCUUAAAAGGCACUCCACUGAGGUAUCAAAAACAUUGAAAAUCUUACAAAAAUCAACUGUAAAUAAAUUAUUAUAAAGAAAUAUACUCAAAAUUUCUGUGUUUCUUAGCUGGAUUUCAUGUUAAGGUAUGUCAAGGUUUUUAAUUUUCAGGCCAUUUUGCACAUUUAAAAUUAUUAUUCUUGAAAAAUAGAUUAAUUUAAUGAGUUUAAUUUUUUCCACACAAGUAAUUUGUAUAGAUGUACACCAGAUAGUCUAAAAGUCUUGAAAAGUUAUUCCUAGUCACCUCAUAUGGAAAAAAAACCUCAGUGGAGUCCCUUUAAAGGUUGAUCACUGUCUGGUUGAAGAUAUCUUGUGAAUUUUUUUAAUAAACUCAAAUAAUUUAAAAGAUUUGGAUCAGAAUAUAAGCAUAGAAUGAAGUGUUUUCGGUUUGUUAGUAUUUAAUGUGAGUGUGUCUAGGUUUGAAGAUAUAACGUGAUUGAUUCUACAAUAUUAUGAUUUAGUCUAAAAACGUGAUUGAUUGUUUUAUGAUUUAGUCUAAAAACGUGAUUGAUUGUAGAUUUUUAUUAUUAAGUUAAAAAAAAACACCAAUAGAUUUCUAUUUUUUAUGAUUAUUUCUUUGUAUUUUCAUCAUGUUCAUUAUGACAUUUUACUGAUUUAUUGUAGUAGUGUUAAUACCUAAUAAAGAAUUUUGUUAGAGAAUUUUUUAGUCAUAUUCUUGCAUAAAAAUUGGUAAACAAUAACGUAGAAGGAAACAUGCACUUAAUGGAAAAAACCAUGCAAGCGUGUUGUUACACGUUUUUAUAAUAUGCCUGACUCUGGUUACCAUGUCAUAAAGCUUUCUGCAAUGGCGGGUUCAUUAGUUUAUUAUCAGUCAUAUCGCACUUUCACAUUAACUGUAACGCCGAUUAAACAUUUGUUUUUAUGCAAGAAUAGCCCUAAAGCACCUUUAUAAAAUCUUUGUGAAAAAAAGUGCAUUAGUCUUUUUUAUGACAUUAACUUUGAAACAUAGCUUUACACAUUUAUGAAGACUAAUUGGUCUUUUAUUGAAGGUCUUUAAUACAAUGAAUAAUUACUUUGAUAUCAUUUACUGUUUGAAAUAACAAGUAAGCACUGCAUGUAUUUUUAAUUGAAAAGUUGUUGGCAAAUGUGAGCUAAUGGUCCGAUAUUACAUAUAUUUAUACAGCAGAUAAUAAAAUGUUCAAUAACAACAUAUUAUUUGUCAUCACAUAAAUCAAUUAUAACUUAAACAACAUUUUUUAUCAAGAAACAUUUUAUAACUACAUGUCUAUCCAAAUGAUAGAUUUUCUAUAUUGUUUUAUUGUUUUUAUCAAUAUUUGAAAGUUAUGGAAAAUAUGACCAUUGUAGACCAAUCCACUUUAAUGAAAUUUAGUAUAGAAGAUGAUUGUUAAUCGUGACAUACAGAUAUAACCAGGUACGUAUAUUAACGUUAAUAUACGUACCUGAUAUAACUUAUAAAAAUAAAACUAAUCAUACAUAUAUGCAUUAUUAUAACAUUUUUUUCUAAAUUUUUGUGCUAUUGAUUCUCAUGCCAGAAAAUAAUGAAAUAAAACAUUCCAAACUCUA
This is a messenger RNA of Ruditapes philippinarum (Manila clam), 10555 nucleotides long. RefSeq names its product NPC intracellular cholesterol transporter 1-like. NCBI's taxonomy places the organism in Eukaryota, Metazoa, Mollusca, Bivalvia, Venerida, Veneridae. Gene Ontology annotation, cellular component: membrane. Gene Ontology annotation, molecular function: lipid carrier activity. Bases 184 to 5733 code for a protein of 1849 amino acids. The transcript has 30 exons. The record is from RefSeq and is a predicted model, not a curated record.